AUCUUCAAAGUUAUCUACCAUUCAAAUUUUCGUUCUUGUUAUUUUUCUGUAAAAUUCAAAUUAAUUUGCUUUUGGACUUUUCUGUUCUUGAUUUUUUUAAAUUAUUCCUUUGUUUUUAUUUCAUUUGACUCCUUUAUGAUCAACAGCGUAAAUGGCAUUUAAGUUUGAAUCAGAUACUUAUCAUUGGCAAUCAAAUUUGAUCAGCGGUAAAGGCGAUCAAAAUUUUGGUUUAGUUAUCUUGAAUCAUGCUUUGGACGAUCUCGAUUCAAAUCAGCUCGAUAAUUUCAACAAUCUUUGGCAAUCAGCUAAACUUAAAUUAUCUGUUGAUGGUGGAACCAAUUCGUUGAUUGAUUUAGGACCAACAUAUGUUCCUGAUUUGAUUACUGGUGAUUUCGAUUCAAUAAAAGAGUCAACUACUAAUUAUUUUAAAAAACUGGGAGUGGAAAUAAUUGAAACACCAGAUCAGAAUUACACCGAUUUCAUGAAAGCAUUGUUUGUAUUGGAUGAAAAACACAUGCGAAAUCAGCUUAAUUACAUUGUAGUUUUAUGGCAAGUUAAUCAUCGUUUGGAUCAAUCUUUCAGCAACAUUUCUACUCUGCAUAAGUGGUCCGAAGAAAAAUCAGAUUGUCCAAUAUUUUACCUCGAUUUGAAGGGUUCACUAUCGUGGUUAAUGAAAAAGGGGCGCCAUGAAAUUGUGAGCAAUUCACAACCGAAAUGGCUUUCAAUUGUACCUUUUGAUGGACCUGCUACUAUUACCUCCAGUGGACUGUUGUAUAAUAUGAAUAAGAUGACUCUUUCGUUUAGUUCAAUUCUCAGCACCUCCAACCAAUUCGCUAAGUCAGAUGAAAAAGCCAUUUUAGAAGUUGAAGAUAAUCCCGUUUUAUGGUCACAGCAUUAUUGCCCAACGUAAUUCCAUUUACAGGCUAUAUUAGUCCAAGAAAACGGAGCUUUGAUGAACAGGAACUUUCAGAAUUUUUGUUACAAAAUUUUAAUUCAACCCAGUGAUGUUAUUAUACUUUUAUAAGUUGAAUCAUGUAUAUUCAGUUAAUCUGGCGCAUUGGUCACUUCCUUUUUCUUUACAAUUUUCAAGACGAGCAAUUCGAGAACCAAAUUGAAUAGCUCGCUUCCAAUAUCCAGAAACUUUUAUUAAACCUAAUUUUUUAGCA
Messenger RNA from Tetranychus urticae (two-spotted spider mite), 1166 nucleotides. RefSeq names its product thiamine pyrophosphokinase 1. NCBI's taxonomy places the organism in Eukaryota, Metazoa, Arthropoda, Arachnida, Trombidiformes, Tetranychidae. Gene Ontology annotation, molecular function: thiamine binding; thiamine diphosphokinase activity; ATP binding. Gene Ontology annotation, biological process: thiamine diphosphate biosynthetic process; thiamine metabolic process. The record is from RefSeq and is a predicted model, not a curated record.